GAAGCUGGUUUUGGAGCUGACAUCGGGAUGGAGAAGUUCUUCAACAUCAAAUGUCAGGCUUCAGGGCUGAGACCAAAUGUGGUGGUGCUUGUUGCAACUGUCCGAGCGCUAAAGAUGCAUGGCGGUGGACCAAAUGUGUCAGCAGGUGCACCUCUUCCCAGAGAGUACAUUGAUGAGAACCUGAGCCUCGUUGCAGGUGGUUGCCAUAGCAAUCUCAGGAAGCAGAUCCAAAUAGCGCACCUUUUUGGGGUACCAGUAGUGGUGGCGCUCAAUGUCUUCAAGACAGACACUCAGGCAGAGAUCGAUCAGGUUUGUCAGAUAGCCAAAGAGUGCGGAGCAUCAGACGCUGUGCCGUGUCACCACUGGGCGCAGGGCGGGCGAGGAUCCAUAGAGCUCGCCCAGGCUGUGAAAGAGGCUUCCAGCAGACCCAGUGACUUCAAGUUCCUCUACCACAAAGAGAUGCCAAUAGUGGAGAAGAUCAGAACAAUUGCCCAGAGAGUGUAUGGAGCUGAUGACAUCGAGCUGUCUCCAGAGGCGGAGGCCAAGAUAGAUUACUACAAUCAACAGGGUUAUGGUUCAUUGCCUAUCUGCAUGGCCAAGACUCACCUGUCCCUGUCACACAUGCCUGACAAGAAGGGUGUUCCAACAGGAUUUGUUUUGCCAAUCAGAGAUGUUCGCGCCAGUAUCGGGGCUGGCUUCAUCUACCCACUUGUGGGAACGAUGAGCACCAUGCCUGGUCUACCCACCCGGCCCUGUUUCUAUGACAUUGACCUUGACCCGGUCACAGAGGAGAUCACUGGGCUCUUCUGAGCAUCCUACACUAAAGAAAAACAUUCAGGACCCACCGCUCUUUCCAGACACCUUUUAACUUCCUGCACAUCACAUGAACAUGUUCUGGAAAGCAAGAAACGCAUCACUGAAGCCUUAGCUUAAUGCUGUAUUUGCACAUCUUGUGUCAUAUGCCAAAGAAGACAUGCAGCUGUAUUGUGCGUGUCAUAUAUGCUGUAUGUGUGAAUCCUCUCUGUACGAUGUUUACUGUGCAUAGAGAGUCGGUGUAUGCAAACAAUCUUGAAUUAAAUUUAAUUCUAACUUUUCAUAAACUUAUAAUUCCAUUAAUUUCUUGUGUGUUAAAUAAUUAACUGAGAAAUCGUACAAUGACGCUACAUGUUGAAACAUGUCUUAAGCUUUUCAACUGAAAAGGGGGCAGCUUGUUUAUUUACUUACAUGAACUGAAUUGCUGUUAUACGCACAGAAAGUUAUUACGUUGGUUAUGUAAACUUGAGUAUCCUAUCCUGCUGGAUGCAGCUCUACUACCUUAGAAUAAUAAAAGUAUGACUUCAGUAAAUGUUUUAUAAAGAUUGUUUAAGUGUAGCAUUUUAUGGGAGGCACAGUUACAUAUCCAGCCUGACAGUGAAACUUGUUUUUGGAGCAUUCAUUAACACAUUUGUUAUUUUUAAUUGCCUUAACAAUAACCUUAAACAGCUCAUUCAAUGUUUGGUCUUCACUGUGACAAAGAAAUACCUCUUCUAGAAUCUCUUGAGGUUAAUGCUUUAUAUCGUAAAUGUUUACAAUGUUUUGUGUUUGUGGUCUCUGAUGUAUAACCUCUUUACUUUUCACACUUUUGUCCCUGCUCGUACAGUUUCAGCUGGCCAUGUUAUCAUAAUCUUGUUUUGAUUAUCACAUAGAAACAUGAUUAACGUCCAGUGUCUGUGUGUCCUGACCCGUCACUUGAUGCGAUUAUGUAGUGACUGAAACACAAUUGAGUAACGGAAGCUAUUGUUUUAUCUGAGCUAAGUGAAGCUAAGUUUUGUUGUACAAGCUCUACAACAGAUUGAAUGGUAAAUAAAUAAAUAAAUGAAAAAUGUAUUGUUUUUCUCAUUGUAUGUUUAACAUUUUGGUUCUCAGAGGUCAAAGGUUUGUGCCUUUUCAAAUAAACCUUUAUACUUA
This is a messenger RNA of Labrus bergylta (ballan wrasse), 1947 nucleotides long. Lineage: Eukaryota; Metazoa; Chordata; Actinopteri; Labriformes; Labridae. The record is from RefSeq and is a predicted model, not a curated record.